This is a messenger RNA of Chlamydomonas reinhardtii, 1311 nucleotides long. RefSeq lists its product as uncharacterized. Bases 109 to 1059 code for a protein of 316 amino acids. Lineage: Eukaryota; Viridiplantae; Chlorophyta; Chlorophyceae; Chlamydomonadales; Chlamydomonadaceae. The transcript is spliced from 8 exons. Gene Ontology annotation, molecular function: RNA binding. Gene Ontology annotation, biological process: tRNA guanine ribose methylation. The record is from RefSeq and is a predicted model, not a curated record.
CCAUAGGAGUAGCCGCCUGCCAAGUUACCAUACCCACAAGCUUUCCUUGCAGCCCAGAAUCGUGGCCGUUCGGGUUCCAGAAUUCAGCGCGAGUUGUCCUGAAGAAAGAUGCAAGAGGUGCUGCCCAGAAGUCGGACGGCAGCGCCGCGGCGCUUGUGCUGUCGCUCUGCUAGCAGGCGACUGGCGCCCGUGCUUCGGGCGUCACGGCACACUUCGCUUGAGCCCGUUUCGACCAGGGAUGUGGGAUUCCCCUACUCAAAUGACUUCAUCGUGGAUGGCAAGGUGGUCGACGCCGCGACGGUGUGCAGGCUGUUGGAGCCCUUCGCACUGGAGGAGCGAGUGAAACGGAUAGAGGAGGUGGUUGCCAAGCGGACCUUCACAGUGCUGCCAAUCGUGGAAGGCUUGUACGAUAUGGGCAAUCUUGCGGCCGUCUGCCGGACCGCUGACGCGCUGGGCUACGGUGCCGUGCAUGCGGUGAACAAGGCGGACGGGAAGUUCAAGAUGUCGCAGCGCACCGCCGCCGGCGCCGACAAAUGGCUGGACGUCAAGGCGUGGGACAGCACUGGCGAGUGCCUGGCGGCCAUGAAGGCGGCGGGCUACCAGAUCGUCACCACGCACCUCACCCAGAGCUCCAUCACCAUCCAGGAGGUGGACUGGACGCGGCCCACGGCGGUGGUGCUGGGCAACGAGAAGUUCGGCGUCAGCGCGGAGGCGGUGGCUGCGGCGGACGCCUGCGCUAUCAUCCCGAUGACGGGCAUGGUGGAGUCGUUUAACAUCUCUGUGGCCAACGCGCUCAUCCUGUACGAGGCGCAGCAGCAGCGGAUACGGCGCCUGGGCAGCCACGCGGACCUGAGUCCUGACCAGCAGAUGGCGCUCAAGGCCGUCAUGCUCACAAAGACAGUGAAGGAAAGCCAGUCCGUGCUGUCGGAGCUGCUCAGCCGGCCGGUGCCCACGUGGCAGUCGCACGUGUUCCGGAAACUGGCCAAGGAGGCCGCCUCCUACGAGGCAGCGCUGGCAUCCAAGGGGUUGGAGCAGGGCGCCGGCGCAGGGUCGCCGUGAGCGGGGCCGGCAGUGCGGACAUUCGUGUGGAGUGAAGGGGCAGGUUUGCGGGCAAGCGACUGAAUGAGGCUUUGAGGCUUUGAGGGCAUGAGCCAUUGGCUAGGGAAGCCAGUCCCAGACGCGUGCCGCGAGAUCACAUGGCAGGACUUGCGACACUAGUGCAAGGGCACGGGCGUACGCGACACAUUGCUGUAUUACGCUGUAUGUUAGGCACACACCACCAUUUCACAGUCAGCCAACAUUUCACCACUG